CACAAUAAUUUAUCACUUAUUUCCUCCAGAUAUUUUCCAUUUGAUGAUCCUCUGUGAGCUCCAUUUUGCACUACUAAAUUUGAACAGUUCAGUGAAAACUAUUCUUAGUGAGAAAAUUCUCAGUUCAGUGAGAGUUCAAGAUCUGGAAAAAAAGCAUAUUGCUGAUUUUCUUUUCCCUGAUAUUUUAGGAAUUGUUGGUGUUGUCUUUUCUGAAACAUCAGUAAAAGAUUACAGAUUCACCACCUGCCUAAGCAGCUUCCAAGACAGCUAAAGUGCUAAUAACUUAAUUCCUGACCCCAACUGACUUCCCUCCUUUAGCUAGUUAAUGAUGUUUUCCUUUCUGGCAAGAAGAAUGUAGACCCUGAAAUCAAUCCUCAUCCUUCCCUGGCUGUAAUAUUUGACACCUUUUGACCAAUCCUCCUUCAGGAUAUUCUUUUCAUGGUAAUCUUCCGACACUGCUCAGAGAUUCUCUUUCCACAAAGAUUGAUCUUUCUUAAUUUCCUUUAUAGGUGUGAUGGGAUAUGGGGUGAGGUGCGCAGAAAUAUAUUAAAGUUCCAGGAUUCUCUCAGUAUGACCCAUCAAAUGUUGGAGAGUAGGGGUUGGGCCUCCAAAUAUGUUGGGAUUUCAGGCCAGUGUCAUGAGAUGUCUCAAAAGAAUUUGUAAACUGAGACCAUGGCCAAAUCAAGAGGCAAAGAUUUUAUUAUUCUGGCAGCAGGCUAAUUUCCAAAAGGGAGUUUAAACCACUAACAAGGUGAGAGGCACCAUAGUAAGGCAGGCUAAGUUCCUAAUGAACUAGCCAUUGUGAAAUUUAGUAAGCAGGGCUAAUCCUAAAAGGAAUUAUUAUCCUAAAAUAAAGGAAGAAGUAGGGUACCAGUAGGUUCUUUUAUAUGAGGAAAAAUAACCUGAGGGGUUGACAUCAUAACUUGGCCUUCUGAUUAGAUAGGGUAACUAUGAAGUCAUAAUAAUUUUGUCAAAGCAAGGCAUUCCACAAAAGCUCAUUAAAUCAAAGGAACAAAGGGCACACUUAAUGACAAGAUAAUCAGUGCCCCUCCCUGCUUGCCUCAGGAAGUAGCAGUGGGAAUUCGGGGAGGGCCCACUGCAACAAAAACCUACUUAAAUUUCACUUAAAUUCAACAAAAGCCUUCUGUCAGUUCCCCUUUCUAUGGCCCAUUUAGACACUGGGUUACUAGCAGGGACAAGAUUCUUAUUUAUCCCAUCAAGUAUAGCAAUCACAUUCUAGUUCCUGUUCAUGAUUACUACAAGGUUCUAUUUUGUGCCAAAGGAUUCAGAAAAUCUCCUUUUCUUUCGGUGCUUUCUCUUGAUAUUGUCAUCAGUUCCCAUAUAGAUGACUCCUAUAUUUACAUGUCCAGUAUUUCUUUCUCUUGCUUCAACUCUAAUCCUUCAUUUCCAGCUGGCUGAUGAAUAAUAUUCUUUUGGACAUCUCAUAGGCAUCUCAAAUACAAUAUUUUUGAACCCAUUAUAUAUGUGUGUAUACAUAUAUAUGUGUAUACACAUAUACACAUACAUACAUGUAUAUAAAAAUUGUUUAGUGCAAUUAGUGUUGCACUUGUAGUCAGAAAGAACUGAGUUAAAAUCCUGUUUUAUACAUUUACUUGCUGUGUUCCCUGGGCAAAUCACAGUCUGAAAUUUCUCAUUUAUAAAAUGGAGAUAUUAAUAGCACCUAUCUCUGAGGGCUGUUGCAAAUAUUAAUGAUAUAACAUAUUUAAAGUACUUUGUAAAACCCUAAAUCUCCACAUAAAGGCUAACUCUUAUAACUGCUAUAAUUAAGAAGAUUGGUGGCUCCCCAUUACCUCUGGGACAAAAUACAGUUUUGAAAUUUAAAAUUCCCUGCUACAUGGCUCUGUUUGUCUCUUUCUCUUUCUGUUUCCUGUCUCUCUGUCCAUCCCUCUUUUUUCCUUCUUAAUCUACCCAAAUGUGGUUCCUUGUCACCCCAGUCACUUGCUUUGUUUAAGACUUUGUUGUGACUUCAGUUUAUCCUUUUCUCAAGCACCUGUAUUCAUGUAUUUCCCAUCAUUACAGGCCCUCUCUGUAGUACACAAACAUGCAUAGAAUUUCACUUCUUAACACUUAUUUCUCUGUGUGUGAAGGGAAAAGUAAGGCUUGCUUGAUUUCAAUUACAGAUUGACUCUAGUAUUAUUAUGAUUCAUGAAAUCAUUGUGAGAAUCAAAUGAGAUAAUCAUUUAAAAGCACUUAUAAAAGUAUAAAUGCUGUUCAAAUAAAACUAGUGUUUGUCAGUUGGAAGUACUUUAGUCUUAUAUAACAAGCCUUAGAAUCUAAAAGAUCUUUGGCCCCUUUUCCAUAAUCUCUUGAGUUUUGUAGGAGUCAACAAUAAUUAGUAAACAAAUCUAAGUUAAUUAUUUACCAGUUCUCAUAGGGUUCUCAUUCUGAAGCUUAUCUCCCCAUUCUUUUUCUUUUCUUUUCUUUUUUUUUUGGUUAUUUUUGUUAUCUAUAUGUUAGGAGGGAGUGCUUUUGGCUGUGAGAUAUAGGUUUACAAAAUAAACUUAUCGAUUAGUAUCUAGAUCAUAAUAGGAGCUUGAUACAUGUUUGUUAAGUUGAGAGGAAUGGGAGAAAUCCUAUUUUCCUUAUUGUCCUUGUCUAUGUGCCUAGAGGCUUUGGCUGUCAGAGGAUGGAUGCUCUCUCCAGAUCUCUUUCCCCAGACCACUUGGGUGAAAGAAGGGAAGAACAGAGGACUCUUGAACAAAAUCUGACCUUAAUUACCAAUGAACCAAUGGUGAUAUUUUCAUUUUCUUAUGUGGAAUAAACAAGUAAUCACUUACAGGGAGAGAAGUCUCGAGUUUGACAAGAGUAUUAGCAGUAAUCCUCUAAACAUAUUUCAGGUUGAAUUAGUAUUCUACUCCUUCAGUCUUCUUACCAGCUGACCUCAAGACUCUGAGCCCAUGAUGUAAAGAUUAGGCAACAGCAUAAAGGUAUUUCAGGGGGAUGAAGCAGGACCCAAAUAGUCCUUUCUCAUUCUGGAGAAAGGAGGCAAUCAGAUGACUUCUAGGAACAUCAUUCAACACUGCUAAGGUACUUGAAAGGAAACCAAUCCACCUUCAGGAACUUGAAAAUGAGUGACAACACCACAUUGGCCCCCCCAACCACAGAGCAGGCUCCCGCCACUCCCCGCAAAGGACCCCCUAAAUUCAAGCAGAGACAAACUCGACAAUUCAAGAGCAAGCCUCCUAAGAAAGGUGUAAAAGGAUUUGGAGAUGACAUCCCAGGCAUGGAGGGCCUUGGAACAGAUAUCACAGUCAUUUGUCCCUGGGAAGCCUUCAGCCACCUGGAAUUACAUGAGCUGGCCCAGUUUGGAAUCAUCUAAAUCAAGAAAGUAGCUUUCACUGUCCCCAACAAUUCCAGUACCUCGGAUGUUUAUGUGUGACCAUACCAAUAUGUGAUGUGUCCAGAGGCUUAGCUAUUUUAGAGCAUUAUCUUCUUAGACUCUCCCAAAGAACAGGCACUUCAAAUAUCAGUUACAUGUAAGGAUUAAGGAAGUGAACAUUCCCUUUGGUGUCAAACUUUCUGUUUUCAAAAUAGCUUGACUCUUAAAGUAGUAAGCCUUCCUCUUGAGAGACUUUGAUUUACUUCAAAUGAACAGAUAAAGUUGUAUAAAAUGUGGCACACAAACACUUGACCCAAAUCAGAGGAAAAGCAUCCAAGGCAAAGAUAUAGAGCAGUUACAGAACAGAAUUAUGCACCCAAAACCAAUAA
Messenger RNA from Antechinus flavipes (yellow-footed antechinus), 3729 nucleotides. It is a transcript of the gene PDE6H, whose product is annotated as phosphodiesterase 6H. Gene Ontology annotation, biological process: visual perception; positive regulation of G protein-coupled receptor signaling pathway; positive regulation of epidermal growth factor receptor signaling pathway. NCBI's taxonomy places the organism in Eukaryota, Metazoa, Chordata, Mammalia, Dasyuromorphia, Dasyuridae. Gene Ontology annotation, cellular component: photoreceptor outer segment membrane. The record is from RefSeq and is a predicted model, not a curated record. Gene Ontology annotation, molecular function: 3',5'-cyclic-nucleotide phosphodiesterase activity; cGMP binding. The transcript is spliced from 4 exons. Bases 3089 to 3340 code for a protein of 83 amino acids.